Rattus norvegicus (Norway rat) is the source of this 2637-nucleotide messenger RNA. NCBI's taxonomy places the organism in Eukaryota, Metazoa, Chordata, Mammalia, Rodentia, Muridae. The record is from RefSeq and is a predicted model, not a curated record.
GGAGCAGCUGCAAAUUGGACUGGUGAAAUGUUUCAUUUCUUCUAUUCACAUAGAAAAUCAGAGUGCACACAAAGGCAGGCUUGUUCUACAUGACAAGUCAGAGUGCUGAGAUGACAAAACGCCAGUGCUAUUUGCUGUCACACAGCAGGAGCUGCCGCACGGACACUUUCCCGUACCCAGGGUCAGACUGCAAGGAUUUUGAGGAUAUCUUUGGUAAUCUUCUUCAGCUGAUGCCUGGCUUCGUCACGCUCUUUCCCGACUCCGUAGAGAAGGAUUGUGCGCUGGUUACAUUCAUGACUUGAAGAUUCAUCCUGAAAAACAGCAAUAGCCUCUGAAGCCAGUUUGCAGGGCUGGGGGCACGUUUUAUACUCCUGACACACGCUAAGUCACAGCCUCUCCAUGCCUGCUUGCCGGGGUGGUGUCUACCUGCUCUGCGGCUCAGCUCCACCAGCGGCACCGCCCGUUUUUCCAGUUUGGAACAUGCUAAAGUAAAAUAGUAGUUGGUGCCAGCCGACCUGAAGCACUUGAUGUGGGCGUACCCUACAGAAACACUCAACAUUGUAUUACUGAAAACUCAGCAGAUUCUCUACCACAGAGGGCUUUGGCAACGAAACCAAGUCACUGAGAGGAAAGCACCAGAUGCCAGUCUGCAAGUUCUACUAACUAGUAUUACCGGAGACACUCAUUUCCUUCCGAGUCAACAGAAUAACCAGGACCAUGGAGGUGCCUGGUGCCAACGCCACCUCAGCCAACACCACCUCCAUUCCUGGGACCAGCACCCUGUGCAGCAGAGACUACAAGAUCACCCAGGUUCUCUUCCCAUUGCUCUACACUGUCCUGUUUUUUGCUGGGCUCAUCACGAACAGCUUGGCGAUGAGGAUUUUCUUCCAGAUCCGCAGUAAAUCCAACUUCAUCAUUUUUCUUAAGAACACGGUCAUCUCUGAUCUUCUUAUGAUCCUAACUUUUCCUUUCAAAAUUCUCAGUGAUGCCAAACUGGGAGCUGGGCACCUGAGAACCCUGGUGUGCCAAGUCACUUCAGUCACGUUUUACUUCACAAUGUACAUCAGUAUCUCGUUCCUCGGAUUGAUAACCAUUGACCGAUACCUGAAGACCACCAGACCAUUUAAAACUUCCAGCCCCAGCAAUCUCUUGGGUGCGAAGAUUCUUUCUGUUGCCAUCUGGGCCUUCAUGUUCCUGCUGUCACUGCCUAACAUGAUUCUCACCAACAGGAGGCCAAAAGAUAAGGACAUAACGAAAUGUUCUUUCUUGAAGUCGGAGUUUGGUCUGGUCUGGCACGAGAUAGUCAAUUACAUCUGCCAAGUCAUUUUCUGGAUUAAUUUUUUAAUUGUUAUUGUUUGUUACAGCCUCAUUACAAAAGAGCUCUAUAGGUCCUACGUCAGAACGAGGGGUUCAGCCAAAGCUCCCAAGAAAAGGGUGAACAUCAAGGUUUUCAUCAUCAUUGCUGUGUUCUUCAUUUGCUUCGUUCCCUUCCACUUUGCACGGAUUCCCUACACCCUGAGCCAGACACGGGCCGUCUUUGACUGCAAUGCCGAGAACACUCUGUUCUACGUGAAGGAGAGCACCCUGUGGCUGACGUCCUUGAACGCCUGCCUUGAUCCAUUCAUCUAUUUCUUUCUUUGCAAGUCUUUCAGAAAUUCCUUGAUGAGCAUGCUGAGGUGCUCAACAUCCGGGGCAAAUAAGAAGAAAGGACAGGAAGGUGGGGACCCAAGCGAGGAGACCCCAAUGUAGAAUGUUACAGGGGGGGAGGACGGGAGGGUUGCUUCAGUCUUUAGUGUCCAGACUCCUCCAAGGAAAUCACCACAUAAAUAUAUUAACAGUCUCUAAAAAGAAGCCGAGUUAUGACUCUUUAAAUAAGCAAUAAACCAAGGAAAUAAUUUUUAUCUAUUUUUGUAAUAUAUAUAUAUAUUAUAUAAAAUAGAUAGAUGGAUAAAAUCCUCACCUGCAUGUGUAUAGUAAAAUAAACUGUAUCCCAUUGCUAUACUGCAGGCAAAACCACAAAAAAAAAAUUAAUGAUUUACCUGGUUUCUACAAAAUUAGCAACAUGAAACGUAAUAUCCACUGUCAUUUUAAAAUACAUUACCAAUCGCAAUAUUAUUUCUGUAAUAAAUGAGAAACUAUGUUUGAUCUGAUACAUCAAGCACAGCAAUUACCAACUUCCCAUUCAUAACAAGGACAAUGACAAGACGAAAGACUUAGAUCAAAUGAAAUCCACUGGAUAAGGCCUGAAUUAUUAUAAACUCACAUUCUGAUGGUAGAUGUUUAAAAGGUGUGUCUUACCAUGAAGAAUGGACACAAGAAUAAAAUCAUUAACUUAACGAGAGUAAACUUUCAUAACGUUCUAAUAUUUUUUUAAAAAAAUGACUACUUCCUUAACACUAGAGAAAUCAUUUUACUAAGAGUCUUGAGUUUACUGGGUACAGUGCCAUUGUUGGUACUCAUCUGCUAACUAGCUUUGGAAAUGCUUGCUGCUUGACUGAAAAGAACACUUCGUAGUAAGAAAACAUAAGUAACUAUAAUUACCAAAUCACGUAUCACGUCUACCAAUAUGAAAGUGAUUGAAUACUUGAGAUUACCUGUUCAUAAUCAUGUGUAUAAUAUUAAAAGGCAUUCAUUCUA